Erigeron canadensis is the source of this 1500-nucleotide messenger RNA. RefSeq names its product DEAD-box ATP-dependent RNA helicase 52B-like. Lineage: Eukaryota; Viridiplantae; Streptophyta; Magnoliopsida; Asterales; Asteraceae. Gene Ontology annotation, molecular function: RNA helicase activity; RNA binding; ATP binding. The coding region runs from base 1 to 1500 and encodes 499 amino acids. Gene Ontology annotation, cellular component: nucleus. The transcript is spliced from 7 exons. The record is from RefSeq and is a predicted model, not a curated record.
AUGAGGUUAUCAUACGCUGACGUCGUUGCUAAACCCCCUCGUCCCCGACCCACAUCCAUUGAAUCCCACCGCCGUUUCAUCACCAACACUAGUUACGUUCAGAAUCUUGAACAAUGUGAUACCCCAAUAAACAUUAACGCAAAUGAAGAAACCGAAUUUCCAGAUAAAAUAAAAGAUGGUGGGUUAGAUUUAUCAGUCGUUGUAACCGGGCCGGAUGUACCCAGUCCGAUAGUCAAUUUUACAGAUGUCGAUUUUAGUCCGACUAUUAUCAAGAACAUAAGGAAAGCUUAUGUCUGUCCCACUCCGAUUCAGAGACAUGCGAUUCCGGUAAUAAUGGCUGGCCAUGAUAUAAUGGCUUGUGCUCAGACGGGAAGUGGGAAAACGGCCGCAUUUUGUUUUCCGAUUAUUUCUGGGGUGUUGAAAGAAUUCCGGAGAGUGCCCGAACGGCUGGAGAAGGUUGCUUGCCCUCUUGCGCUAAUUCUUUCGCCAACCAGGGAGCUAUGUUGUCAGAUAUUUGAAGUAUCGAAAAACUUCUGCAAUCAAACUGGUGUAAAAGUUGCUGCUGCUUAUGGAGGUGAACCAAAAUCCCUUCAGCUUAAAAGCUUUGAGAGCGGUGUGGAUAUACUAGUUGCCACUCCCGGAAGAUUGAUUGAUUUUUGUGAAUUAUCAAAAGUUUCACUGAAAAUGAUAAAAUACAUGGUCAUAGAUGAAGCUGAUCUUAUGUUACAUAUGGGAUUUGAACCUCAAAUCAGAAAGAUUGUGGAGCAUACUGAAAUUCCUAGAGUCGGUCGAAGACAAACCAUGUUGUUCUGUGCAACAUUGCCUUACAAAGUUCAGACACUUGCAUCGGCUUUUCUUUCAGACCAUGUUUUCAUUUCUGUUGGAAGAGGCGGUUCAAGUACACAUCUGAUUAUACAAGAACUAAUGCUGGUUGAGGAUAAUGAGAAACCACAGCGCUUAAAAGAGCUUCUUGAUUAUCCGAUUGCUAAUGGAAAUUUAGGAAAGACUGCACUGGUUUUGAUCUUUGUGGCGACAAAGAAAGGUGCAUAUUCACUCGAAUGUUGGCUUAACUGCAACGGGUUUUCUGCUGUGUCUUUACAUGGGGAUAAAUGUCAAAUGGAAAGAGAAAGGGCGCUAGCAUCUUUUAAAAUGGGUUUGACGCCAAUUCUGGUGGCUACUGACCUGGCAUCAAGAGGUCUUGAUGUUGCUGGUAUUGCACAGGUUGUGAACUAUGACCUGCCGCGGGAUAUUGAUACUUAUGUCCAAAGAAUUGGCAGGACUGGGCGUGCUGGAAAAGGCGGACGGGCAACGUCUUUUUUCACAUCUAAGAACUUGUGCCUAGCUAAAGCACUUUCUGCGCUUUUAAAGGAAUGUCAUCAAGAUGCACCAAAUUGGCUUUAUAAGUAUGCUGAGAGAUACAUGUGUUUGAAUGACCAUCAUCUUGAUUUUAACAAGAGUCUGAAGAUUGUGAUGCGAUAUCUUGUGACACUAAGGAACUAA